Messenger RNA from Chaetomium fimeti, 830 nucleotides. RefSeq names its product DNA-directed RNA polymerase. The transcript is spliced from 4 exons. Bases 265 to 735 code for a protein of 156 amino acids. Lineage: Eukaryota; Fungi; Ascomycota; Sordariomycetes; Sordariales; Chaetomiaceae. The record is from RefSeq and is a predicted model, not a curated record. Gene Ontology annotation, cellular component: RNA polymerase III complex; RNA polymerase I complex. Gene Ontology annotation, biological process: DNA-templated transcription. Gene Ontology annotation, molecular function: DNA binding; protein dimerization activity.
AGCCUUGAAGAACAUGUGGUGGGAGUUUCAGGACUCGUGUUUGUCAAAUGAGAUUCUUCAUGCAAGAACGUAGGGCUGACGCGAGUGGGAAGCCAAAGUUGGCGGGGUGCGGGGCACUUUUGGCGGGCCGCUCGCUGGGUGCACCCAAUAAAAUUUUCGAGAUCCCGAUACAGAAUCAAAACUCGAUUCUGCAGGCAGGACGGCACCUUCCACCUCAGCGCUAGAACGCAUCGCCAAGCAACGGACAGAUACUCACAUUUCGAAAUGGCGAGGACUAAGACGAAGAAGGAGGAGUCCGUUGAGCCCGGAUCUGACGUUGUCAUGGACGAGGUGCCGACAUCUCACCAGCCCGAGAGCAGGGAUGAUAUGUCGGUGGACGAGGAUGAGAACGAUGAGGUCGAAGUUGAGGACAAUGACGCGGAAGUGGAGGAUGAUGUCCAACGAGUGAGGCUGCUCCCUGGCUCAACACCCACCGCCGCCUCCUUCGAGUUUCUUAACGAGGGCCACACCCUCGGGAAUGCCCUCAGGUAUAUCAUUAUGAAGAAUCCCGACGUUGAGUUCUGCGCAUACGCAAUCCCGCAUCCCUCAGAGCCAAAGAUGAACGUCAGGAUCCAAACUUUCGACAGUACGACCGCGGUUGAGGCGUUGGAAAAGGGGCUACGCGACCUGCAGGAGCUCUGUGACGUCGUCACUGAUCAGUUUGUCGUUGCGAGGGAAAAGUUCAUGGCGAAGUAGGCUUCACACAUUCCUACUUCCUUGGUUUCAACUAAAGGACGGCGUCUGGGCGUUGGUUGAGGUCUGGUUAUGCAUAGUAGAGGGCACUCUUGGGU